Messenger RNA from Terrapene triunguis (Three-toed box turtle), 2839 nucleotides. RefSeq names its product apelin receptor (gene APLNR). The record is from RefSeq and is a predicted model, not a curated record. The coding region runs from base 310 to 1434 and encodes 374 amino acids. The transcript has a single exon. Gene Ontology annotation, biological process: G protein-coupled receptor signaling pathway; immune response. Lineage: Eukaryota; Metazoa; Chordata; Testudines; Emydidae. Gene Ontology annotation, molecular function: G protein-coupled receptor activity. Gene Ontology annotation, cellular component: membrane.
GGCAAGAGGAAGGAACAGCUGCCUGUGUGUGAGACAGAGAGAGAGCAGGGAGGGCUCUGGCCACAUCUGUCUGAGGCUUAAGGAAGGAAGGAGAAGAGAAGAGAAAUGAGCUGAGUGAAGAUUAGGGCUUAGGCUAUCUCCCCAGCGCCAACAGCAAGGACGUGGCUGGGAAGUCAGGGGGACUUAGAACAUUUGCCCCGUAGACCCAGGUCCCAGCAGAGCCGCAGAGUCUGAGAGACCUUCGGGGCCAGAAGAAACUCCUCUCUCCCAGCAUCCUUCUCCCACCCUUCGAGCUGGGAUCCCUGAGGCAUGGAGGAGCAGCUGGACUGGGCAGCCUAUGGCGAGAACCUGACGGGCGACUGUGAGUACGAGGAAUGGAGCCCCUCCCUGGUGCUCCUCCCCACCAUCUAUCUGCUGGUUUUCCUGCUGGGCACCAUAGGCAACGGCUUGGUGCUGUGGACCAUCUUCCGGGGAGGGCAGGAGAAGCGGCGCUCGGCCGACACCUUCAUUGCCAACCUGGCCAUGGCUGACCUGACCUUUGUAGUGACCCUGCCACUUUGGGCUGCCUACGCCUGGCUGGGAUACCACUGGCCCUUCGGCUCCUUCACAUGUAAGCUCAGCAGCUACCUGAUCUUUGUCAACAUGCACGCCAGCGUCUUCUGCCUGAUGGGCCUCAGCAUUGAUCGCUACUUGGCCAUCGUGCGGCCCAUGGCUAAUGCCAAGCUGAGGUGGAGGGCCAGCGGGCUGGUGGCCACCAUUGUCCUCUGGGCCUUGGCGGCCAUUUUGGCCUUGCCAGCCAUGAUCCUCCGGCAGGCAGCGGUGCUAUUGGGAGAAACCAAGGUGACAUGCUAUAUGGACUACUCAGGCGUGGUGGCCAAUGGGACUGAGGGGGCAUGGGAGGUGGGGCUGGGCCUGUCCUCCACCAUGCUGGGCUUCGUGGUCCCUUUUGUCGUCAUGCUGACCUGCUACUUCUUCAUCGCCCGCACCAUCGCCGACCACUUCCGGAAGGAGCGCGGCGAGGAGCUGAGGAAGAGGAAGCGACUGCUGAGCAUCAUCAUCGUGCUGGUGGCCACCUUUGCCUUCUGUUGGCUACCCUACCACCUGGUGAAGACCAUCUACGUGCUGAUGGACCUGGAGGUGAUGCCCUGGUCCUGCGGCUUCCAUGCCUUCCUCAAUAACUUGCACCCCUACUGCACCUGUGUGGCCUACAUCAACAGCUGCCUCAACCCCUUCCUCUAUGCCUUCUUUGACCCUCGCUUCCGGCAGGCCUGUGCCGCUGUCCUGUGCUGCAGCAGGGGGCGCUGGCCGGGGUCCAGCAAGGACAAGUCAGCCAGCUACUCCUCCAGCCACAGUCAGAACCUGCAGGGAAAGGGUGGGGAGCUGCCACAGGAGAAACUGGGUCCAGGCAGGCAGGAAACUCUGCUCCGAGGCUAAGAGAAGGGGGAUGACAUGGACCCGCCUCUGGGGACAUCAGGUAGAGUGAGUCCUCCUCUGCUGUCACUCUGUCUUUCAUUGCUUCUCUCACGCCUUCUUUCAUACUUUCUUUUCUCUCUCCAUCACUGUCUCCCUCUUUCACCCUUCACCAUCUCUUCCAUUUCUCCUUCUUCUCUUCCUCCAGCUCUCUCUUGGAUUGGCUUCUCCCUUGUCACAGGCCUUGUGCAGAUAAAGCAUUCCCAAGGCCUGUGGCUACCCUGCAGAAGCUCAGCUUAACCCUUCCAGGCACGGACUUUCCGCUAGGGGCACGUCUACACUGCGGCUGGGAGAAGCCUCCCAGAUCUACCCACCCAAGGAUGGAUCCCAGAGCUCUGGUAGGCUUGUGUCUGGGUGGCUACCCAGGCCGCCAUCCACUCGCCAAUGGCCACUCACUGCUAUUUUUAGCGCGCUAGCUCCCGCAGACCUAGCCUUGUCUGUCUCCCCAGCUGCAGUGUAGACAUAUCCUAAAGCAGCAGUUCUUCACCGGGGGUGCAGGUUUCAGGGGGUCCGCCAAGCAGGGCCAGCAUUAGACUCACUGGGGCCCAGGGCAGAAAGCCAAAGCCCUACUGCCAAUCGGGCCUCAAGCUGUAGCCUGAGCAGCUUAGUUUCGCAGGGCCCCCUGUGGCCUGAGGCCCUGGGCCAUUCCCCUGCUUGCUACCUCCUAAUGCAGAAAAACAGCUGCGGCACAUAUGGGCCGUGGAGUUUUUAUAGCACGUUAGGGGAGCCACGGAAAGAAAAAGGUUGAGAACCCCUGCACUAAAGGGCUCAUGACCUGGAGGCAGACAGCCCCAGGGAUGAAGGGUUUCUGCAUUUCUGCAUUCCCGUCCCUUCCCCCCCGCACACCACCUUCCCCCCCACCCCCCCCCAGGGCUGGCAGGGGCCAGCCCUGGUCACUGGCUGGGCAUUGGGGGUGUGGCGUUAGUUUUGUGGUGUUGGGGGCUGGAAGACCCGCAACACCACAAAGGAUGGCUGCUGCUGCUGCCUCUCCUGAGAUACUGGCUCCUGUCCCCCUGAAAAUUCACUCUACCCUUUGUCUGCUGUGGUGGGGUGAGGGGGAGGAGGAAGAGUCUGCAAGCCCCACCCCCAUCCCCGCCCUCCUCCCCCUCUCUCUUAAUGCCUCGGUCAAUACCCAGACCCACAAGGUGUUGGAAGCAAUUCUUCCCCCAGCUGGGUGGGGCCAGUGGGGAAGCUGUUAGCCGUGGGAUCGGCCCCCUUCCCCCAUACAUUGCCUUCACUGAGAGCCACCCUCCCCUCACCCAGCCCUCCCUCCUUUACAUCACCCACCCACCCAGGAUCCCCUGCUGGGCUUGUUUCAUCUGGGGGUGAGUGUGGGCCCCAGAGCCACGCCAGGCUCUGUCUGUGUGUG